Molecule: messenger RNA, 1671 nt
Organism: Neltuma alba
Lineage: Eukaryota; Viridiplantae; Streptophyta; Magnoliopsida; Fabales; Fabaceae
Exons: 5
Coding region: 317-1198 (293 amino acids)
Source: RefSeq, a predicted model, not a curated record
GAAAGAGACCCUACCUACUGCGCCUCAAACCGGAAUCUCCAUUUUCGUGAAGAUCACAAAGCUUUCUCUUUCUCUCUCUCUCACCCCCUUUCUCUCAGUCGACUAUUCUUCGUAUUAGUUUUGCAUUUUCAGUCGUCAAUUCUCAUAUAUAAGGCAAGCUUGAGCCUAUUCUUAAUGUUACAGUCAGAAUUCUAAAUAUGUUACCACCUACUCAGCAACAUGAUCUGAUGUGAGAAAAUGCUAAGCACCAGCACAAAUUUCAUAUAAGUGGCCUGUUCUUGGUUUUCAGACCUCUUGUAAUAGUCAGUCAGACCGCAUGGAGGAUAUACCAGAUACCCAUUGGGAAGACGUAGUCUGCCCCAUAUGCUUAGAUUUUCCUCAUAAUAGUGUUCUACUCCAAUGUUCAUCUUAUGAUCAAGGGUGCCGUCCCUUUAUAUGUGACACAAGUCAGUUGCACUCAAAUUGUCUGGAUCGUUUUAAAAUUUCAUGUGGCAUGCCAUCCUCUUUGAUGUCUGAUGAAACCUCCAUGGAAAAUAAAGAGUCAGUGGUAUCAGAUGACCGAUGCAAGCUGAGUUGUCCCUUGUGCAGAGGUGAAGUGUCGGGGUGGAUUGUUGUUGAUAAAGCCCGCAUAAUUCUGGAUAACAAGAAGCGUUGUUGCGAUGAGGUGCAAUGCUCAUUCAUGGGAAGUUUCUUGGAGCUGCAAGAGCAUGCCCAACAGGAACACCCCCAUGCUCGGCCAUCGAAAAUUGACCCUGCUCGUCAGCUUGAUUGGGAGAAUUUUCAGCAGUCUGCUGAGAUUGUAGAUGUUUUGAGCACUAUCCAUUCAGAAAUACCUCGGGGGGUUGUUUUAGGAGAUUAUGUGAUUGAAUAUGGAGAUGAUGAUACUGCUGAUGAGUUUGAAGACUUCCCUGGAGAUGAAGGCAACUGGUGGACGUCUUGUAUCUUAUAUCAGGUGUUUGACAACUUCAGGAGUUCCAGAAACAGAAGGCGGUCAAGAGUUAGUGAUUCAAGAAGGGGUAAUCGCCGUUUAAGCUAUGAUACUUCAAAUUCUGAUGAAGGUUCUGUAGCAUCAGUCGAAUAUACUGAUUAUAGGCUAGAUGACAUUGAUGAUGAGUUUGUUAGUACAGUUGGCCCCUCAAGGGGCAGCAGUGGUUAUCGCAGAUAUCACAGGCGCCGAUCCCGCUUCUAUGACAACUAACUACUAGCACCUGAAUAGAAGGGGAGCAAACUGAAAGGCGGAGUUCCACAGGACAUGGGAAGCAGUAUGAUCUCCGUGCAGCUCGAAUACAUUUCAAGGUUACAUUAGUGGCAUUUUCAAUGAGAUGUGCUGAAGGGCAACUUUACAAACUGGACAGUUGCAUUUUUGCUUGUGGGUCACAUACUGGAAGCUUUGUUUUAUGGUUAGCUUUAGACGCUCCAUUUGUUUGCUCGAUCCUAAUGAAUGCGGGGCAUUGAAAACCUGUUAAUUACUCAUGUGCAACCUUCUAGUGUUUCUGCAAGCAUUCUGAUGCUUGAUUAUGAUAGAACUAGUUUACAUCUUUUCCCUGUACAUAUAGCUAAUUGAUUGUGAUAUUUUAGAAUAAUAACCAUAUAAUAGCUGUUAGCCCUUGUUUUCUUGAAUGUGUAUAGUAUUUACUUUAUAAUUUUACAUAACCAUAGUGCUCGUCUUUA